ACUGCGCCCUCUGAUUGGCCGCCGUUGUUUUCGGGGGCGUGGCUACGCGUGGAAUGCUGAGUGUCCCAGAACCGGACGGUCCUGCUUCGGAGGCGGCCUGUUGAUUGGCUCGUGACACUUACGGAAAGCGGGGAGAAUGGAAUGUUGGGGACUCUGAGCGUUCCAGAGAUACUUUGCUGUUGUUGUUUCAUUCAUUUUUUACGCAGCCGUGGAUGCGAAAAGGGAAAGAAAGAAAAAAGUAGGGUGAGAUUUUGCAGGCGAAAGUCGCCUACUCAGAAAUAGGCUCCAUUAAAUUCAAUGGGACUUGCUUCCAGGGAGGGGUAGCGUUGCAGCCUCAACCUAGAGCCUUCUGCGGAGGCCCUUCUGGAUUAAAAAUCUUUGGAAUUGCACUUUCUGCUGCGAGAGGAUCCCUUGAAGGCGGAUUCCCAGGCGUCUCUUGGCGGGAUCGACGGACCCGGGGACCCGGUUGGGACAGGAACCAGGAAAAGUCACGAGGAGGCUAAACCAACCCUAGCAGAGUUGAGGCUGGGUGGAGAGGAGAGGAGGAUGGAGGCAGCAUAAUAAUCAGAGCCUUCUGUUGCUGCUGAAAAUGAAGAUUUGUUGUGGCAGGUGUUUCUCGUGGACUUGAGAGUCGACUUUGUCAGGUGACCUGUCAAGAUGGUAGACCAUCUGGCCAACACUGAGAUCAACAGCCAACGCAUUGCGACUGUGGAGAGCUGCUUUGGAGCAUCCGGCCAGCCGUUGGCCAUACCUGGAAGGGUCCUCUUGGGCGAAGGGAUUUUGACCAAAGAAUGCCGGAAGAAAGCCAAACCGCGGAUCUUCUUCCUGUUCAACGACAUCCUUGUGUAUGGAAGCAUUGUGAUCAACAGGAGGAAGUACAGCUCCCAACACAUCAUACCGCUUGACGAAGUCACCCUGGAGACUUUGCCGGAUACCCUGCAGAUGAAGAACCGCUGGAUGAUCAAAACGGCCAAGAAGUCCUUCGUCGUUUCCGCCGCUUCCCUGACCGAGAGGAAAGAAUGGAUCAGCCACCUGGAGGAAUGCAUCCGCCACUUGCUGUCCAAGAUGGGCCAGCAGCCCCCCACGGAACACGCCGCCCCCUGGAUCCCAGACAAGGCCACCGACAUCUGCAUGCGCUGCACGCAAACCAAGUUCUCCACUCUCACGCGCAGGCACCACUGUCGGAAGUGUGGCUUUGUGGUGUGCGGAGACUGCUCUCGGCAAAGGUUCCUGAUGCCCCGGCUGUCCCCGAAGCCUUUAAGGGUGUGCAACCUUUGCUACAAACAGCUGGUGGCAGCGAAAAAGGAGAGCGAGGAACAGUCGAAGACAGCCCAUUCUCCUCUGGUUGGCUAUGAGCCUUCCAGCGGAGAUGACAGCGACAGGUCCGACGAGGACAGAGUGGAACAGUGGUCAGCGGAGGCAGAGUUUUACACGUCCAACACAGCUUGGUCAUCUUUCCAUAGCUGACCUCUGCAUGGCCUUGUUAAUUUCAGGGGCCACACACUUAUUUCCAAGGAGUACAGGGAACACAUACUUUCCAAAGUGCACUUUUCAGAGGAGUAUCUUUCAUCGUGUCUUUUGGUCCCAUGUGUUUUCCUCUUCUGUGGUUAAGGAAGAAGAUAACUGAAUCAAACUAAAAUAUGCAAGAGCCUGCUUGUCUCCUCUAAGGCCUGGCCUGCGCUAUAUAUUUGAAGCAGUAUCAUUCCGCUUCAAGUAGUCAUGGCUAUGGGGAAGGGCUGUAGCUCAGCGGUAGAGCAUCUGCCUUGUGUGCUGAAGGUCUCAGGUACAAUCCCCAAUAGCAUCUCAAUCUAGGGCUAGGUGAGACUCCUGUCUGAAACUCUGGGAAGCCACUGCCAGUCAGUGGAGACCAUUCUGAACUAGGUGGACCCAGUGGUCUGAUUCAGGAAGCUCCCUAUGCUUCCCUUCAUGAAUCCUGGGAGCUGUCAUUUGUUAAGUGUGCUGAGAGUUGUGAGGAGACCCCUUAUUCCGUCCACAGAGCUACAGUUUCCAGAACAAUCCGCUCCUCUUCCCAGGGAACUCUGGGAAUUGUAGAGGUCUCCUCUCUGCACCCUUAACAAAUCACAGUUCCUAGGAUUCUUUGUGGAAAGCCAUGACUUUUAAAGUGGUAUGAUACUGCUUUAAAUGUAUAGUGCAGAUGGGGCCUAACAGCGAGUUGUUUUUAUUGGCAUUUGAGGCAGAGCUGAAUUGGACCCCCAACACAUCAGGUGUUGAGCGUUGCUGAAAGUUUUGGUCCCUUUGAUAGAUUUGGGGGCACCUGAAAUGUUGACUUUCAGCUUGGGCAUUUUGCAGGCUUGGGCAUCAGAACGGCACCCACCCCAACUUGUAGUCUCUUUCUUUCUUACAUCCAGGAGUCAAAUUCUGGAUCCAUAAAUCAUAAGUUAUGAAACCAGAGGAAGAUCCCCUUUACGGUUUUUAAACUGACAGCACCAUGCAGAAAUUAAUCAAGGGCUUAUAAUAUGAUUGUAUAUCAAGAAUCUAGUCAUUUUUUUUAGGCUCUUCACAGAAGGAUGCACUUUUUUGAAUCUGCUUGAUGCAGAAGGAGGGUAGGGCCUUCUUGACUGAGUAGGGAUUGAAAUGAACAGGAAAAGUUUUGGAGAUGAGCAUUUCGAAAUGAAGGUUUUUGGAGCAGC
Podarcis raffonei (Aeolian wall lizard) is the source of this 2651-nucleotide messenger RNA. RefSeq names its product pleckstrin homology and FYVE domain containing 1 (gene PLEKHF1). The record is from RefSeq and is a predicted model, not a curated record. Bases 658 to 1467 code for a protein of 269 amino acids. NCBI's taxonomy places the organism in Eukaryota, Metazoa, Chordata, Lepidosauria, Squamata, Lacertidae. Gene Ontology annotation, molecular function: phosphatidylinositol binding; metal ion binding. The transcript has 3 exons.